This is a messenger RNA of Dendronephthya gigantea, 1671 nucleotides long. Its product is annotated as putative transporter SVOPL. NCBI's taxonomy places the organism in Eukaryota, Metazoa, Cnidaria, Anthozoa, Malacalcyonacea, Nephtheidae. Gene Ontology annotation, molecular function: transmembrane transporter activity. The record is from RefSeq and is a predicted model, not a curated record. Gene Ontology annotation, biological process: transmembrane transport. The transcript has a single exon. Bases 115 to 1671 code for a protein of 518 amino acids.
UUUCAUCGAGAUAUCCAAAUGCGAUCUUCGAAUUCUUGAGACUAGGCUUCACUGGUCAAGCGUGUGUCUUUAUUCAUAUCAUGAUCAUAACAAUUGUGGUCAGUACACGCGUAUAUGCGAAGUGACGGCAACAAUAUAACUUUAUCUUCCACGCUAACCAAACGAAUGAAAAUGGAGCGACUGUGGACGAAAUUUAAACAGUUUUUACCAACUAUGCCGCUUUCUACAGCCCAAAGUUCAUCUGAGCAAAACGUGGAAAGUGUAGACGACAAAGUCAAAUACCAACUCAUUUCGCAUGCCGACGAGGAAGCCACAGACUUGAACGACGAACUUUUCACAUCUCGCCUAAUCGAUGAGAUUCUUGAUGAUAUAGGAUUGAGACUUGAUCAUUGGAAAGUGUUUGUAUUGCUUUGUCUCGUAGAUAUUACAUGUGGCCUGGGGACGACCAUAUUAUCCGCCAUACUUCCUAGUUUGAAAUCAGACUGGAAUAUCUCUGCAAUUACAGCUGGGGCUUUAACACUGUCAAUACCUGUAGGAAUGACUCUAGGAACAAUGGUUUGGGGUUUGAUGUCGGACAUAUACGGUAGAAAGCGUUCAAUAGUUACCAGUGCGACGUUCAUACUUGUUUCCGCAUUGGUGAGCGCGUUUUCAACAAACUAUUACUGGCUUUGGAUAAGCCUUUUCUUUGUCGGCUUCGGAGCGACUAUUUCAUUUCAAACAUAUGUUAUCAUCGCUGAAAUAUUUCCUCCAAGAUACCGUUCUAUGUAUUCAGUAUUAACAGUCGUGUUCUACAAUUUAGGAUAUCUACUUUCGGCUGUUGUUUCAAUGGAGCUUUCGGUGAUCGGUUAUCAUUGGGCUCUGGCUACCGUGUGUUUUCCGAGCGCAAUUGUCCUUAUCGGUAGUAUUGUAUUUCUCCCAGAAUCACCACAUUUUUAUCUUGCAGCAGGAGACGAGCAGAAAGCUUUGAACAUUCUUCAUGAUUUGGCGCCUGAAAUGGAUUUCAGCAACACAAUACUUCGGAAACACGGUCCUGAGAUACAGAGGGCAGAUUUUACACAGCUAUUUCGAUCAGGUUAUUGGAAAAUCACAAUAUGUGCUUGUAUCGCGACGUGUAUCACCUACCUUUCACAUGGUUAUUUCAUCUACACCGCGUCUGACGUGGCGGGCAGUUCAUCCUCUGGUUUAAAAAACGAGGAAUUAUUAAUCCGUCAUAGGUAUACCAUUAUGGUCUGGAUGACCUUGCCAGGUAUUGGGCUCAUUAUCGCAGCCGCUUUGUGUUGUAAAGUUUUUGAUGCGAGAAUAGUACUUUUAAUAAUUACGUUGUUGACACUUGUGUCACAGAUCAUCGCUUUGUUCGUCGCAAACCUGAGUAUUCCAUUACUCAUAGUCACAAUGAUUUCUCGAGACCUCAUGUUAUCAGACAUUGCACUCCUAACCACGUGUGUAUCCCGUGUUUAUCCAACAGAGAUUCGCAGCCUUGGAACGAGCGCUUGUGUCUUUGCCGGCCGCAUUGGAUUGAUCUUUGGACCGUUCAUCUUCGAGACAUGGUUUUCCAAAGACCAUUUCUAUGGAACUGUAUUCACUACUGUGAUAUUAUCGGUAUUAUUUUAUGGCAGUUGUGUUGAUGCCUUCGAAAAGCUUGUGACAUUUAAAGACAGUUUUCACGAGUGA